Ctenopharyngodon idella (grass carp) is the source of this 3278-nucleotide messenger RNA. RefSeq names its product interleukin-31 receptor subunit alpha. Gene Ontology annotation, molecular function: protein binding. NCBI's taxonomy places the organism in Eukaryota, Metazoa, Chordata, Actinopteri, Cypriniformes, Xenocyprididae. The transcript has 19 exons. The record is from RefSeq and is a predicted model, not a curated record. Bases 293 to 2338 code for a protein of 681 amino acids.
UGUGUGUGUUCCAGACCUGAAUGGUUCCUCAGAUCAUGUGAUAAGACACAUUUUCAUCUGAUCACUCAGAAGAUGACAGAUAAUAUACACAUGAAAGCUCCUCUCUUGAGAUGUUGAUUGGUUCAGUUCAGAUGUAAAUGGAAGGAAAGAGUCAAAGGAAGUGUUUUUCUGCAGCAUCACCUCGAUGUUAUCAGUGUUCCUCUAAACCUGCGAGAAACCGUAAAAGACAGAAACCACAGCAGCCAUACGAAGCUUCUGCUCUUUCCCAGUGUCUCAAACAGCAUAUGAGAAAAUGAGCGGCAGAGGAUCUCUGUGUGUGUUGAUCUGUGUGUUCUUCUUCUGUUGUGCUUUGAAGAGUGUUUUCAGCAUUCAAGAGCUCACGGUGACUGGGAAAGACCUGAAGGAUUGUGGGAAGCAGAAGAAUGUGUGCGUGAUGUCCAGCGCUGACUGUCUCGCAGCAUCAGAUGUUCUCACAGCAACACCUGAGAGCUUUGUGAACAUGUCAUGCCACUAUCUGGUCCACGAGGAGUCGUUCACCUGCAGAUGGAUUCAGAUGAGCGAAAUCCGAACGGAAACCGUCAGCACCUUCAUUUUCAGACGAACUGAUGACGUCUACUGUCCUUCCAUUUUAAAUUUCUUUUCACGUUUCAAUUUAACCAUCAAAUCAAAGAGUGUCAUCGACCAGAAAGAGCAGUUCUCUGAUGUCUAUCCAGUAUACAUGGAGGAAAUUGUUCAGGCUCCUCGGCCGGUGAUCAUGUCUGUUAACGUCACAGACUCGUCAGUCAACGUCACAUGGAACAGCGGGAUAAUAACAGUCACUAAAUGCAGAAUCCGCUACAAACAUCUCAACACAGAGUCGUGGACAGAGACUGCAUCAAACGAGUCUCCGUUCGUGAUCGAGGGUUUACAGGCCUUCAGCGAGUAUCGUCUGAGCGUCUCCUGCGCUCAUGAAUCCGGCCGGUGGAGCGACUGGAGCGACGAGACACGAGUGAAGACGUCAGAGAGCUCGCCGUCUGCGUCUCUCUCGCUCAGUUAUUAUGUGGCUUCAGAUGGAAACUCUGGGGUUCGGCAGCUGCUGCUUCUCUGGAAGGCUCUGGACGUCACAGAUGCUCGAGGGCUCAUUCGAGGGUAUGAAGUGUCCUACAUGCCCAUCAAACAGCCCUCUCUGAAGAAAACCAUCCACACCGCUGAGCUCAAGGCAGUUGUUCUGGUAAGGGCAGAGGAAUAUGAGGUGACCGUUUGGGCCUUUAACAGCGCCGGACACUCGCCUCCCCGCCGGCUCCGGGUCGAUGCGUCUCGUUCUCACGAUGUGCGGUCAGUGAAGGGUCUCUGGGUUUAUUCUGAAGGCUCUUCUCUGCGGAUCCGCUGGGAUCGUGACUUCAGUGCUGUAAACGUCAGUGAGUUUGCCAUUGAAUGGAGCGCCGUGACAAACCCCAUCCGGAAACACUGGCAGAGAGUCGACGGAUCCACGUUCACAGCCCGUCUGACAGGCAUCGAGCCGGACGAGAACUACACCAUCAGCGUGUUUCCCGUCUAUGACUCUCUCUGUGGGCCUCCGACCUCCAUCUCUGCCAGUCUACAACACGGCGCUCUGUUGGAUCUGGACCGGUUUCGUCUUGUGAACGUGACGCAGUCGUCUCUGGUGGUUCAGUGGACGUGGAAGGAGGCGAAGCCGCGAGUAAACGUGCGUCAGUACAGGCUCGUGUUGGAAGGAGCGCAUGGAAAGGAGUCUCUCUCAGUCUUUCCAGAUAAACAGCAGCACACGUUCGACCAGCUUCAUGCAAACGCCAAAUACUCAGUCUACAUACAAGGAGAAACUACGACCUGGAACUUCUCAAAGGCCAGUCUGGACGUCAACACACCACUGAUAGAUUAUGAUGAGAUGAUGAGGUUUGCUGUUCCAGUGGUUCUCCUGCUUCUCAUCUUUGGGAUAUUCUCUGUUUCAUCAAGGACCAUAUUCAGGGAAUAUUUCUUCCCUAUCGUCGCCAAUCCGAGGUACAGUCUGAUCGGACGCUGGCUUCUCAACCCACAUCUUAAGGGCAGCGGCAAGAUUUGUGUGCUGAAGCUGGAGAGUUUGUUCCAGUUCGACCAGCAGGAGAAGAACUUCAUACAGGUUGAACGUCGCGUGUCUUUGAUAUCAGAACAUGAGGAGGUGAUUCCAUCAAAGAUCUCUACAACUGGUGAAGGUACAACUCUGUGGAAACCCAACUCAGACGCUCACGCUCCCUUCAGUCUGCCAGAGUACGUCGAUUUACCCUUACUAGCCGAUAAUUCAGAUUAUGUUCAAACUGGACAAAUUUCUACCGUAGUUCAUCUCUCUGAGAAAACAUCAGACUGAAAUCUGCAUUUUCUGACGAGUGCAGCUUUCAAUCUCAUCUGAAUUGACUCGACUGCAGUUUCUGAUUUGUAUCAGAAGAAUCUGACACAACUUUCACUGUUUUCACGUUUGCAUUUGCAACAGUAUAAUAUACAAUAUUUAAACCGCGUGUCGACAGAAGCACAGUUCUCAACCAGAGGGCCUUAAAACCAUUUAAAAAAAGACUAUAUAGCAAAAAAAACCCAAACUUUUUUUAAUUCAUUUUUUGAGAACCAUGAUUCCCAAUGGUGUUUAUUCAAGGAAGCCUCAUUUUAAAAGUGUGAUUUCUUGACCUGGAAAAGUCAUGGAAAUGAAUAAAAUGGCAUUUUUAUAAUGAAUACACAUUUUUCUAGUUAUGCCAAGGUCUAAAAUCUUUAAUCAGGUAGAAAUUGAGAGUAAAAAUAAUUUAAAAAUCCAUCCUUAAUCCGUAUCCAGUGAAAAGUCACAGGGUCUUUGAAAAUUGUUGUGGACAAACAGGUUGAGAACCAUUUCAUAAACAUGAUUUAAGGCUCCAAAUAAAGAAAUUGCUGAAUUCUAGAAGGAGAUGUGUGAUGAAAUAUAUGUAUUUCACAGUUACAGUGUUGUGUAAUGUCUCACAGUCAUGGUGCUUCCUGUUUGCAACAGUGUAAAUCAUGUAUGAAUCAUGUAUGAAGCAACAUGUGUACGCUAAAACUGUAUGAUUGUCUGAAUUUCAAUGUUUGACUUUAAGCUUUUCUCAUGGUAAAUCGUUUAAGGACUGAAGUUUAUUUGUAUCGCACUCUUCAGAAUUCAUAUAGUUUCAUAUAGUUCAUAAAGCAGCUGCACAGAACAUGUUUGUUUGAGUGUUACAGUAUCAGUCAGAUGUGUGUCAAUGUAACGUCCACACGGCGGCGAUGUCAUGUAUUCAGUGCUUGUAAUGAUUACAAUAUAAGGAUAUAAAACA